Messenger RNA from Penicillium verhagenii, 1014 nucleotides. RefSeq names its product recombinase DMC1. Gene Ontology annotation, cellular component: nucleus; condensed nuclear chromosome. Bases 1 to 1014 code for a protein of 337 amino acids. The record is from RefSeq and is a predicted model, not a curated record. Gene Ontology annotation, molecular function: single-stranded DNA binding; ATP hydrolysis activity; ATP binding. Gene Ontology annotation, biological process: reciprocal meiotic recombination; DNA strand invasion; chromosome organization involved in meiotic cell cycle. The transcript has 8 exons. NCBI's taxonomy places the organism in Eukaryota, Fungi, Ascomycota, Eurotiomycetes, Eurotiales, Aspergillaceae.
AUGCCCGGCUCUGAUAUAGACGACGAAUAUGAUGACGAGAACUUCAUUGUUGAUAUCGAUGGCAUUCAAUCCCACGGCAUCGGAGCGGCUGACAUCACCAAAUUGAAGGCCAAUGGAUACUACACAGUUGCUUCUGUGCACGGUGCCACCCGCAGAACACUUCUCAAAGUCAAAGGCUUCAGCGAAGUCAAGGUAGAGAAGAUCAAGGAAGCUGUCCAGAAAUGUCUUCCCUCCGCAUCGGGAUUCAUCACUGCGUCGGAACUAUUCCAGCAACGCAAGAAAGUGGUCCGAAUUUCCACGGGAAGCAAGCAAUUUGACGCUAUUCUCGGGGGUGGCUUCCAAAGUAUGAGCAUCAGCGAAGUCUUCGGCGAGUUUCGCUGCGGCAAAACCCAACUCUCACACACAAUGUCCAUCAUCGCCCAGCUUCCAAAGGCAAUGGGUGGCGCAGACGGCAAAGUCGCAUACAUUGACACAGAAGGCACAUUCCGCCCUGAACGUAUCGCGCAGAUUGCUGAACGCUUCGGUGUUGAUCCAGGCAUGGCGCAGGAGAAUAUUUCAUACGCGCGUGCGCUGAACAGCGAGCAUCAGCUUGAACUGCUGAAUACACUGAGUCGAGAGUUUGCGGAUGGAUCCUAUCGAUUGCUUGUGAUCGACAGUAUUAUGAACUGUUUCCGAGUGGACUAUUGUGGGCGUGGCGAAUUGGCGGAGAGGCAGCAGAAAUUGAAUCAAUUUUUGAUGAAGUUGGCGCAUAUGGCUGAAGAAUUCAAUGUCUGUGUCUUGAUGACAAAUCAAGUGCAAAGUGACCCCGGUGCAAGUGCCCUCUUUGCCGGCGCUGAUGGUCGCAAGCCUGUCGGAGGACAUGUACUUGCUCAUGCGUCUACUACUCGAGUGCUGCUCCGCAAGGGCCGCGGUGAGGAACGAGUGGCUAAGAUUCAGGAUUCACCCGACUGUCCCGAACGAGAAGCCACUUAUGUGAUCACGAAUGGAGGAAUCAACGAUCCAGACAAGAUUUGA